Messenger RNA from Gadus morhua (Atlantic cod), 9413 nucleotides. RefSeq names its product utrophin (gene utrn). The record is from RefSeq and is a predicted model, not a curated record. Bases 329 to 9154 code for a protein of 2941 amino acids. The transcript has 60 exons. Gene Ontology annotation, biological process: synaptic signaling. Gene Ontology annotation, molecular function: zinc ion binding; protein binding. Gene Ontology annotation, cellular component: plasma membrane. NCBI's taxonomy places the organism in Eukaryota, Metazoa, Chordata, Actinopteri, Gadiformes, Gadidae.
UGUGUGUGUGUGUGUGUGUGUGUGUGUGUGUGUGUGUGUGUGUGUGUGUGUGUGUGUGUGUGUGUGUGUGUGUGUGUGUGUGUGUGUGUGUGUGAGAUGUCACUGGAGUCAUGCCAGCCCACAGCAGCCCAAGUAAACAAUCCCAGCGUGCUCAGCAAACGUUCUCUAACCUCCACUUCCUCUUCUCUAUACCCCCCCUCUCUCUUUCUCUCUCUUACCGUCACCUCCACCACUCUCUUCUCUUCCGCUUCCGGAUUAGCUGCUGUCUUUCUUGAUUCUUCUUUAUUUUUCAUGUUAUUAGUAAAAAUAGCAGCAUUCUAGCGUUGUCAUGAAUGCCAGUAAAUGGCUGCCCUGGAAGAAGCGUGCCCUUUUCAAGAGGAAAGGAAGGCAGGCUUGUGGUCCACUGAUGGAUGAGCAUGAUUCUGUACAGAAGAAAACUUUCACCAAAUGGCUGAAUGCACAGUUCUCCAAGGCUGGGAAGACGCCAAUCAAAGACAUGUUCUCCGACCUGAGAGAUGGACGGAAGCUUCUGGACCUGCUGGAGGGACUCACAGGCACUGCCCUGACCAAAGAGCGAGGGUCCACCCGGGUACAUGCCCUCAACAACGUCAACAAAGUGCUCCAGGUCUUGCAUCAGAGCAACGUGGACCUGGUCAACAUCGGUGGGACGGACAUAGUGGAUGGAAACCGUAAGCUGACUCUGGGCCUCAUCUGGAGCAUAAUCCUCCACUGGCAGGUGAAAGACAUCAUGAAGGACAUCAUGUCCAACCUGCAGCAGACCAACAGUGAGAAGAUCCUGCUGAGCUGGGUGCGCCAGUGCAGCGCCGCGCGCGCAGACGUCAACGUGCUCAACUUCACCACCAGCUGGGCUGACGGCCUGGCCUUCAACGCCAUCCUGCACCGCUUCAGACCCAACGUGUUCAGCUGGGAGCAGGUGGUCCGCAUGAGCCCCGUGGAGCGACUCGACCACGCCUUCACCGUCGCCAAAGACCAGCUGGCCGUGGACCGGCUCCUGGACCCAGAAGACGUGGCGGUGCAGCUGCCCGACAAGAAGUCCAUCAUCAUGUACGUGACGUCGCUGUUCGCCGUGCUGCCCCACGACGUCACCAUGGAGGCCAUCCGCGAGGUGGAGACCCUGCCCCGCCGCUACAAGAGCGAGGACGGCCCCCCCGCCGGCCUCAGCCCGCAGGGCCUGGGCUGGGCUCCGACGGAGCAGGCCGGGGGUGGCCCCGGCCUCUCGAUGGAGUACGGCGGCGAGGAGGUGGAGGUGGAGGUGGAGGAGGCGCUGGAGGAGGACGAGGAAGAGGAGGAGGAGGGGAUCCUGCAGGAGGUGGACCUGGACAGCUACCAGGCCACGCUGGAGGAGGUGCUGACCUGGCUGCUGUCGGCCGAGGACACGCUGCACAUGCAGGACGAGGUGUCGGACGACGUGGAGGAGGUCAAGGACCAGUUCCACACGCACGAGGCCUUCAUGAUGGAGCUGACGGCGCACCAGAGCAGCGUGGGUAAUGUGCUUCAGGCGGGCAACCAGCUGAUCGCCCAGGGCAACCUGGCGGUGGAGGAGGAGGACGAGAUCAGGGAGCAGAUGACCCUGCUGAACUCCCGCUGGGAGAGCCUCCGCGUGGCUAGCAUGGACCGGCAGGCCAGACUUCACGAGGUCCUGAUGGAUCUGCAGCAGCAGCAGUUGCAGCAGCUCUCUGAUUGGCUGACGCAGACGGAGGACCGCAUCAAGAAGAUGGAGUCGGAGCCGGUGGCGGGUGACGUGGACGGCUACAAGGAGCAGAUAGAGCUGCAUAAAGAGCUGCAGAAUGACCUGGAGGCGGAGCAGGUGAAGGUCAACUCUCUGACUCACAUGGUUGUGGUGGUGGAUGAGAACAGUGGCGAGAGCGCCACCGCUGCCCUGGAGGAGCAACUACAAUCCCUUGGGGAGCGCUGGGCGGCCGUGUGCCGCUGGACCGAGGAGCGCUGGCACAAGCUGCAAGAGGUACUUCUGGUGUGGCAGCAGCUCCUGGAAGACCAGAGCUUCUUCAGCGCAUGGCUGACGGAGAAAGAGCAAGCAUUGGGUGAUGUCCAGACCAGCAGCUUCAAGGACCACAGUGAGAUGAACGCCAACGUGAGGAGGCUAGCGAGCCUGAAGGAGGACAUGGAGCUGAAGCGGCGGACCCUGGACCAGCUGUCUGAGGCCGGGCAGGACGUGGAGUCGCUGCUGCGGAGCCCCGCCGCCGGGGCCACCAUUCAGGGGACCACCGAAGACCUGACCCUGAGAUGGGACAGCCUGGUCCAGACGCUGGAGGACUGCUCCUUCCAGGUAAUGGAGGCCGUGGCCAGCUCCGGGGGGACUGAGGUGGAAGGACAGUACGUUGUGGAUACGGUUGCCAUGGCAGCAGCAUCAUCAUCAUCAUCAUCAUCAUCCUCGUUUGUCGACCAGGACUCAGCCCAGCCCGCUAAGAAAAGAAUGAUGGAGACCGAUGUGGAAGACAGACUGGAGCUGGAAGGUAACCUGUCUGCUCUGCUGAGCUGGAUGACAACGUGGACCUCCUCCGCCCAGACCCUGGGGUGUGUGCACACCAGUGCGCCGGGCGACCCCGCAGAGCUGCACGGCGACAUGAAGUCUCUGUUGUCCAAUCAACAGUCUCUGGAGCUGCAGUUGGCCUCCAAGGAGGCUCUGAUUGGCCAAGUGACUCAUGAGGGGCGGCGCCUGGUAGACCAGCUGGAAAGAGAGGGCGCGAGCGCCGACUCCCUGCGCUCGGACGUGGACCUGCUCCAGGCCCAGCGGGACGCCUGCUCCCGGGAGCUCCAGGCGGCCAGGGAGCGGGUGCGGGUCCAGAGCAGGCUGGGGGAGCUGGGGGAGGCCCUGGCGCUGGUGGACGGGGCCCUGGGGGAGCAGGACGGCUGGCUGCGGACCACCGGGGCCGACGGCCGGGAGCCCCCCGAUCAGGAAGGGCUCAACCUGCUCCACGCAGAGUGUCAGUCCCGAUUGGGACAGGUCGGCGAGCUCGGCGCGCGAUUGGAGCAGCUGUCCGCAGAGGCGGGCUCUCUGGGGGCCACGCCCGCACUCAGAGACACAUCGGUGGUGGUGUCGGCCCACCACUCCUCCACCCUCCAGCAGCUACGCCGCAGAGAGCAGGACCUGGACCAAGGGCUCCAAGCUCUGCUCAGACAGGCGGAGGAGGACCCCGUGGAGGCCCUGGAAGAGCGACUGGGCACGCUCAAAGACGGCGUCACCGACAUCCCCACCACUCAGAGCGCGGUGGAGCGGGCGCAGGUGCUGUGUUUAGAGAUAGAGCAAACCCAAAAGGCCUCGGAUCCAGCUGUGGCCCAGCGAUGGAGUCAGCUGUCCUCCAGGGCCAGGGAUGAGCUGAGCACGCUGCAGUGCAUCCUUGGAAGUUUGAAGGACAAUCAGGUGCGCAUGGUGGAGGUGGAGCGAUGGCUGGACGCUGUACAGGAACUGAUGUCACAGGACGCCACAAAGCAGGGCGAGGCGGAGAGGCUACAGGAAGAGCUGAACCAAUGCAAGGAGUAUGUCAAUGAGAUGGAGUCAGUGGAGAGUUCGUUGAAGCAGAUGAGAGAGAAUGUGUGCGCGGUGCAAGGGGCGGCAGUACCUGGUCUGACCAGCUGGGGGCAGGACAGUCUGGACCAGUGUCAGGCCAGGUGGGACGUGUUCAGCAAACAGCUGCUGAGCCAACAGGAGCGCGUGGCGGAGCGGCAGGAGAGGCAGGUGAACUUGAGCAAGGACCUGGCGGAGAUGCAGGAGUGGAUGGGCCAGGUGGACGAGGAGUUCCUCAUGCGGGACUUUGAGUACAAGAACCCGGAGGAGCUGGAGGCGGCGCUGGACGAGAUGAAGAGGGCUAAAGAGGACGUGCUACAGAAGGAGGUGAGGGUGAAGAUCCUGAAGGACAACAUCAACGCCUUGGUGAGCAGGACGUCGCCCCCUGCUGGUGGAGGCGGACAGGCGCUCACCUCAGAGCUGGACGGCGUGCUGGCCAACUACCACAAGCUCUGUGACCGCUUCAAGAGCAAGAGCCAUACAUUGGAGGAGGUGUGGUCGUGUUGGAUGGAGCUCCUCCAGUACCUGGAGAUGGAGCAGAGCUGGCUGGGCACCCUGGAGACCAACCUUCAGACCACUGAGGAUCUCCCGGAGAGCACCGAGGCUGUCAACCGAGCUCUGGAGUCCCUGGAGGGCGUGCUGCGCCACCCCGGGGACAACCGCAGUCAGAUCAGGGAGCUGGGGCAGACGCUGAUCGACGGAGGCAUCCUGGACGAGCUCAUUAGCGAGAAGCUCGAGGCCUUCAACUCUCGCUACGACCGGCUCAGCCAGCAGGCGGCGAGCCGUCAGCUGGGGCUGGAGCAGCAGCUGCAGACCCUCCAGGACAACGAGCAGGCCCUGCAGGAGCUGCAGGAGGCCCUGGGCCAACUGGACCACACGCUGACCUCCUACCUCACGGACCGGCUGGACGCCUUCCAGCUCCCGCAGGAGGCGCAGAGCAUCGGCGUGGAGAUCGCGGCCCACGAGGCCACGGUGGAGGACAUGAAGAGGAGGAACGUGGCCAACAUGCCCCCCGCCGCCACCGAGGGCAAGGCGGCCCGGAGUGGCACCAUGCUGGAGCAGCUGCAGAGGAAGCUAAGGGAGAUCUCCACCAAGUACCAGCUCUUCCAGAAGCCGGCCAACUUCGAGCAGCGCAUGCUGGACUGCAAGCGGGUGCUGGACGGGGCGCAGGCCGAGCUGCCCGUCCUGGACGCCCCCACCUCCGACCCCGAGACCCUCCAGGCCCACCUCAACGGCUGCAUGAAACUGUACAAGCUGCUGAGCGAGGUGAAGCUAGAGGUGGAGACGGUGAUCAAGACGGGCCGGCAGAUCGUGCAGAAGCAGCAGACGGAGAACCCCAAGUCCAUGGACGAGCAGCUGACGGCCCUCAAGCUGCUGUACAACGACCUGGGGGCCCAGGUGACGGAGGGCAAGCAGGACCUGGAGAAGGCUCUGUCGCUGUCCCAGAAGUUCCACAAGGAGAGCGCCGCCCUGCAGGCCUGGCUGACCACCCACGACGCCCAGCUGCAGCAGAAGAACAGCUCGGGAGACAUGCCCGCCGAGAUCGACGCCGAGGUCGCCUGGGCUAACGGCCUGCUGAAGGAGACGGAGCGGCGCAAGGCGGAGCUGGGCGCCCUGGCGGAGGCGGCGGGGGGGCUGCAGACCCUGGUGGAGGGCGGCGGGGCCCGCCUGGACCAGGAGCUGAGCGGCCUCAACGAGGGCUGGGGCCGCGUGCGCACCUGGACCGAGGACUGGCUCAGCGCCGUGCUGAGCCACCAGAAUGAGGUGGAGAUCUUUGACGAGAACCUGGCCCACAUCAGCACCUGGCUGUACCAGACGCAGAUCCACCUGGACGAGGCCGAGAGACUGCCCUCCGCAGACAGAGAGAGAGUGAUCAAGCGCAUGCUGGAGGAGCUGGCGGAGCUGCGUCUGCGCGUGGACAGCGUCCGGGAGCAGGCGGUGAUCUUGAUGAGCAGCAGGGGGCCGGCCUGCCACGACGUGGUGGAGCCCAAGCUGGCCGAGCUCAACCGCAACUUCGACAAGGUGUCCCAGCACAUCCAGACGGCCCAGAUGAUGAGCAGUCUGGAGAGCAGCGGUGUUGAGAUGAUGAUGCUGCAAUCAUCUCAGCAGCAGCAACAGAAUUUCAUCCAGAGCCAGCAGAGCAGGAUGGAGGUCCAGAGCGCCAGUCAGUCCCAGGUCCCCUCCGGGGGCCCCGGGCGGUCAGAGGGCCCCAGCGAGGUGCUGCACCUCCAGGCCCAGCUCCAGGAUAGCCUGCUGGCCCUGCAGCGGCACCAGGAGCCCGCACAGUCCCUGGAUGAUGACAAGCUGGACGAGGAGAAGGCUGGGGUGGAGGAGCUGCUCCGUCGCGGUGAGGAGGUGCUGGAGCACGCGUCGGACGACACCCAGCGCGAGGAGCUGAGGGUGCUGCUUCUCCGACUGCAGAGCCAGUACUCUGCUCAGAGGGAGCGGAGAGUGCUGCAGGUCAGACAGGUGGACACCUCAGUGGAGUCGUCUUCCACAUACAGCUACACGGAACACAGCAGCGACAUGUCUUCUGAGAUGUCGCCAGUGGAGCGUGCGGCUCCCGCUGGCCCCUCAGCCUCAGACUACCUGCUGGACAUCAACAAGGUGCUGCUGGCCAUGGCCGACAGCGAGCUGCUGCUCAACUCUCAGGAGCUCAGCGGGAGCAACUACGAGGACUUCUCCACCCAGGAGGACACGCUGAGGAACAUAAAGGACGGUCUGGAUCAGCUGGGAGAGCGCGUGGCCACCCUCCACGAGCGCCAGCCAGAUGCCAUCGAGGACGCCAGCCCCGGUGAGGUGGCACAGAUUGGAGACGCCCUCACCCAGCUCAAUGCCGAGUGGGACCGCCUCAACCGCGUCUACAACCACCGCAAGGGAGGCUUCGACCGGGCCGUGGAGGAGUGGCGCCAGUUCCACUGUGACCUGAACGACCUCGGCCAGUGGCUCCGGGACACCGAGGGCCUGAUGGCCGAGGGCACGGGGCCCGACGGACAGCUGGACCUGGACACGGCCGCGCUACACCAGCAGGAGCUGGAGGAAGGCCUCGCCAGCCACCAGCCCGACCUGGCCGUGCUGUCCCGCACGGGGGAGCACAUCAUCGGGCAGCUGUCGGGCCCCGACGGGCCCCUGCUGCAGGACAAGCUGGAGGUCCUUGGCCAGCGCUGGAGGGCCGUCAGCCGCCAGGUGCUGGAGCGGAGGAGGAGGUUGGCUGAAGGUGACUCAGGCGCUCUGGCAGAGCUGGUGAGGAGGAGCGGGGAGCUCUCCCAUUGGCUGCAGGAGGCUGAGCAUGCGGCCGCCUCACUUCCUGAUGGGGCCGCCACGGACAGAAACCUCCAAGAACUCAAGGCCCUGGCUGAGGAGAUGGACGCGCAGAACGAGAGCCUGGCCUGGCUCAACAAGCAUGGUCCUCCCAUCCUGGCCAAUCCCAUCAUGGGCCCCCAGGAGAGGGACAUGCACGUCGCCAAGCUGAGGGCCAUCAACCUCAGCUGGAGCAAGGUGACCCGUGAUUUGAUGGACAAGGCCGGGGAGGCGGAGACUAACAUGCAAGGCCACGCGGUCUUCCAGGACCGCAUGAACCGCCUGACGGACUGGGUCCAGGUCACGCACCAGACCAUCGCGGCCCGAGGCGUCAGCCCCGUCCAGGCGCAGGAGCUAGAGACCUCUAUGAAGGAGCGGAAGAGAGACCUGGAAGACCUGUUGGCUCGCUCCAUAGAGCUGCAGCGGCGACAGCAGCUCCUGCCUCAAGAAAAGGUCAAGGUGGAGCAGCUGGCUUCUGAUUGGAAGGCUCUGGACGUGCGGCUGCGGGAGUCCCUCCAGGCUCCGCCUCCCAGCUCAGCGUGGAUGCAGCAUCACAGCAUGGUCCAGCACCAGCAGCUCGUGUCCUCUGUCCCGUCGGCGUCCCGCCCCGUCCUGGCGGGCGAGGGCCCCCGCCACCAGGCCCCGCCCCACGGCGUGGACACGGUGGCGCCCACCGACCUGAACGUGACGGCCACGGAGCUGGCCGACUGGCUGCUGCUCAUCAGCCAGAUGCUCAAGUCCAACAUCGUGACCGUGGGCGACACAGAGGAGAUCCGGGCCACCAUCCGCCGCCUGCAGGUGACCAAGAGCGACUUGGAGCAGCGCCAUCCACAGCUGGAGGACAUCUUCACCCUGGCACAGAACAUCAAGAACAAGACCUCCAAUCUGGACGUGCGCACGUCCAUCACUGAGAAACUGGAGAAGGUGCGUAGCCAGUGGGACGGCACACAGCACGGUGUGGAGGCCAGGCUUCGGCAGCUGGACAACAUGAUUGGCCACAGCGACCAGUGGGAGGAGCAGAGACUGGAGGUGGCGUCUGUGAUUGGUCACAACGAGGGCCGCUACCAUAGCCUGCUGCAGCACUCCAGGGAGUCACUGACGAAACAACUGACCGAUAAUAAGGCCUUCCUGCAGGACCUGGGUCGAGGCCAGGCCAGCGUGGCAAGCUUCAACGAUCUGUCCAAUCAACUGCUCCGGGAGUAUUCCAUCGACGACACCAGGCGGAUCAAAGAGGUUGCGGACAAACACAACGCCGCCUGGAACGGCAUCAACAACAGGGCGAGCGACCGGCAGGCCCAGCUGGACUGUGAGCUGAAGGGCCUGCAGGGGUCCCUCCGGGAGCUGGAGGCCUUCCUCAAGUGGCUCCAGGAGGCGGAGACCACCGUCAACGUCCUGGCCGACGCCUCGCAGAGGGAGGAGCUCUCCCAGGACCCCGCCCACCUGAAGGAGCUCAGAGCACAGCACGAGGACAUCCAGGCUGAGAUCGAUGCCCACAACGACAUCUACCGCAGCGUGGAGGGGAACAAGUCCAAGAUGGUCAAGGCCCUGGGCAGCUCGGAGGAGGCGGUGUUCCUCCAGCACCGCCUGGACGACAUGAACCACCGCUGGAGCGACCUCAAGACCAAGUCGGCCAACAUCCGGGCCCACCUGGAGGCCAGUGCUGAGCGGUGGUCCCGCCUGCUGGGCCUGCUGGAGGAGCUGUGGCGCUGGAUCUGUGCCAAGGACGAGGACCUGGCCAAGCAGAUGCCCAUCGGGGGGGACGUGCCCACCCUGCUGCAGCAGCAGAACCACUGCACGGCGCUGCUGUCCGAGCUGAAGGAGCGAGAGCACCUGGUGAUCACCACCCUGGACCAGGCGCGCAUGUUCCUGGCCGACCAGCCCAUCGAGGGGCCCGCUGAGCCCCGCAGGAACCUGCAGCCCAAGACAGACCUCACCCCCGAGGAGAAGGCCCGCGGCGUGGCCCGGGCCAUCCGCAAGCAGACGGGCGAGGUGCGGGAGCGCUGGGAGCGGCUGACGGGCCACGUGGGCGGCUGGCAGAGCCAGGUGGAGCGCGCCCUGGAGCGGCUGCAGGAGCUGCAGAGCUCCAUGGACCAGCUGGACCUGCGGCUGACCCGCGCCGAGGAGGCCAAGGAGGGCUGGCAGCCUGUGGGGGACCUGCUCAUCGACUCCCUGCAGGACCACAUCGAGAGGACCACCGCCUUCCAGGAGGAGGUGGCCCCUUUGAGGCAGGACGUGCACGUGGUCAACGAGCUGUCAGCUGACCUCACCCCGCUAGACGUGCAGCUGUCCUCCACCGCCUCCCGCUAGCUCGACCAGCUCAACAUGCGCUGGAAGCUCCUACAGGUACACCUCCAUACCUCCCUACUGCCUCUACAGGUACACCUCCAUACCUCCCUACUGCCUCUACAGGUACACCUCCAUACCUCCCUACUGCCUCGACAGGUACACCUCCAUACCUCCCUACUGCCUCUACAGGUGCUCCACGCUCCACCGUACUGCCACCAGUAUGGUGGAAAUGUCGUGGAAAGAUUGGACGGUUAAAUAGGUGAGGGAAUAAACACUGCAG